This is a messenger RNA of Porites evermanni, 4566 nucleotides long. NCBI's taxonomy places the organism in Eukaryota, Metazoa, Cnidaria, Anthozoa, Scleractinia, Poritidae. The record is from the annotation of a GenBank genome assembly.
AGUGAAUCUUGCACGCCUGUUGAAAGGUCACGCCUUCUGGUGACGUGCCGCUUCUAUAAAAUGUCCAGUCACCAUGAGACGAGUCAGUCAGAUCGAGACGGAGAGGAGCAGAGAGAAACACGAAACAAGCAACUGCAUCUCAAGUCAUAGCCAAACGUCACACAAAUCAUCGAACAUGGUCUCGAGAGGGUUAACAAAGAUGCGUUUCAUCGUUUUAGCCAUGCAAGCGCUAUUGAGUCGGAAUUUAGUUCUGUCAUCCAGCAUCUAUGUAGGAAGACAUGCAGCAGGGAAAAUCUCUGAGCACGGGCCUUCAGCAGUGUCGGAAGGUAAGACGCAUAGUUUGUACAUGCAUAGUUUGUCCGCAAAUUUAAAGGAUUACCGGUUUAGGGAUUAGAAGGGCAUUGUUGUGUUAACCUUGCGUGAUCAAGCAGGAGCUCAGCUGUUAGCCGUUUUGUCCACGCCUCGAACGUUUAGUAAAGAAUGUAACAGCUUCUAUUUCCUGAAUUAAUGAAGCAAAUCGAUUCCAACUUCUUACGAUUGCUUUCAGCCUUUAGUUCCAUUUACGAUGUCUCUAGAAAUGCCUUUUCCAUUCCUUGGCUUAAACGCAUCGAUCAAAAUGCCAAUACUGCCCCGAGGCAGACAAAGUAUCUUAGGGACCCCCUCAUUUGGUUACUUAAUACCAAUUCCAAGAUUUUAUUAAAAACAACAAGCCAAGCUUUUUCCUUUCCGCGGUUUUAUUCAGUUUUCUUUUAAAUACGUAUUAGCUCGUAUUAAUGUCCAAACCAUAAAAGGUAUCAGUUAUAUCCUUCUUUAUAUUUGUGAACAUUAAACAAGCUGAGUAAGAAAAUAUCGGUGUUUAAGACACCAACUUUUUCAAGUGGUCUUCACAGAUAAGCUGUUUACAUUCGGCCUUAUAUAGGGAAGAAAUAAGACCGUAGUUUCUCGAACGUAAUUACGAUCAUUUUUCAUAGUCUUAACCUUAAUUCGCUCUAUUUUAGUGUUGAAAUUACCCCCACAAAGGCGCUAGAGCGCAUUCAUUAUAAACAUCUGAAUCUCGUACCUUUUCGUCGUCUGGCAGUGUCUGGUACAUAUUGGCAUCUUAAAGUUGUUUUCAUUCCAUCAUUGUUAAAAACUCUCUAAUAGCAGUUAUUGAUAGUCUUAUCUGUCUGCUAUGCACGGCUAUUUAACCGAUCAUUACGGUUCGGCCCUGCUUUCACUUGAACAUGGGCUUUAGAAACAUGGAUAUAUGGCUUUAAACUUAUCGUUGCUUAUGUCUUUUGUUUCUUCCGUUUAUUCUACAGAGAAAAAAAAAAAGAAAAAAAACGUGACAAAUACCUCUUAAAAUACUUUGCCUGAUGUCCUAACUAAUAUGCAUUGAAGAUCAAGCUCCGGAAGUUGGCUAGGAUGAAACAUGUCUAAAUUUAAUGUUGCUUGGUUUUCAACUUUCCUUAGCUGUGAGUUAUUGUGGCUUUGCUUUGAGGUGACUUUUUAGGAAAUGCUCUUCGUGCAUUUGGUUGAAGUUUUACGUGCGGAAGGUUCGGUUAUCUUGACUGACUUAACUCAACCCUGACCCUCAAAUUUCUAGUUGUACCAGCAUACCUCAACGAUGUUCUUCAUACAUUUCCUAAGGUGCUGAUGACGAGAGAGUUGAUAAACCAUCAAGAUCAUUUCCUUUUCCAGACGGCCUUAAUGUUACUAAAAGGAGAAAAUGGAUUUUGGUUAAAGGAUAAGAGUAGUGAUUGCCACAUUCACUGACCCCCACCUCAGUUUUAAAAUUUUUAUUUAUCGCCUCUAAUGUUAGCACUAUACUGUGAUAGAAUUUGCAUGGCUUUUUUUGUUUUUGUGCUUAGUUGAUGACCGGAUUUUUGCCCAAAGAUUUGAAAAGCUCCGCUAGUGAUCUUAGACAUGGAUUUCGGCGGGAGGGGCGGCACCCACCUAUCCGAAUUUAUUGGAGUACCCCCCCCGGGGGGCGUGGCUGCAAUGAAGAGAUCAGGUGUCAUAUUUCUAUUAGACGUGCAACUUAGAAACUUGUCCUUAGAAUUCGACCCGACCCCUCACCAGAAGGAGACCACACUUCAAGUAGUAUUAUGCCGACAUUUCUUUCCGCAUAAUUCCUAACUGAUACCUUUAUUGGUAAAAACAUUGGCUUCAGUCCUGAACCCCGGAGGGAGGACCCUUGUGAUGGCCUAUACGGGAAGGCUCCGCUUGAAAGGGGGUACAUUUUUUAGUCUUUAGGUAUAUUGAGGAGUAUAGAAUUCACGAGUUGGGUAGGAAAAUCUUUCAUUAAAGUAUUUAGUCCUUAAUCAAAAUUCCUCGAAAAAACGCUCCUUACGGUUAUAUCAUUUAAAUUUAUUAAACGUUACACGAAAGUGAUAAGGAGACUUCGUGUUCAGUUGGCGAUUUAUUCUUAUCAUUAGCUAUGUAAAAGGGGUACCAUUUAUAGACUGUAGACGAAAGGGGCACCUUUUCAGUUAAAAUGGUAUAUAAAAGGGUAAGGCUAGGGGUUGGACUUCGGUGGGGAGCCUCCUUAAUAAACCUUUGUUAUUGAGCCUCAGGUCCUGAACAUCCUGACUGAGAUAGUGUACAUCCCUAAGCGAUAUCAUUAGCAUCCCCGACAUUUUCGUAUCAGCGUCACGAGCAAUGGACACUCAGUUCGCCUACUAACCGUUAGCCACUCUUCCUUGUAGUUCACACGUGUGAGGACAGACGACUUUGUCGAAGGAUCAUGAACUUCUAUGGCGUGGAAGCCUGCAACUCAACCGAUAGAAACAUACAGGAGACUGUUCAGUUUGCCUGUCCAGCCACAUGUGGAUUCUGCACACCUGGCGAAAGUGGUAACUUGAUCAUUUGCUUAUUACUCUCUUCUAGGUAAUCAACAUCAAUCAAGCAAUUCAAGUGCCGUAUGUAUUCGAUUAAGCACCCAACCUCGAAAAAGCGCCCUGCCUCGAAUAAGCUGAUCUACCCGCCUUCGUCGUUGCGGUUUUCCUUACGGUCGCUCUGAGAAUUUAGGGCCUCCUUUUUCACUUUACUCAUGCCCACUAAUGCUUGGUUCACUAAACAGACUUAACAACGUGCAAUAGCUUCCAGAUCCAGACUAAAUUAUCUUUUUUGUAACAGUAAUAGUGGCCUUAGCUCUCACAAGUCUCCUUUAGCUCAGUGGUAGAGCAUCUGAAUUAGUCACUAGGAAGUCAUUGGUUCGACUCAUAUUGGGAGUACUCGGAUUUCCAAUCUUCCACGCCGCUUGUGUGACUGAUCAUGACUCAAUAACAAUUUUCUCAGAAAUACUGUUAUAAGAUCAAUCUGUUCCUACAAAAAAACGGGUCUUCUAAUUCUCUUCAUACGUUAGGCGGGUAGAUGGUGCGUAACUAUCUUGAGAAGCAAAUGAAAGGACUCAAAAGGUGUUUAAAAGAAUUAAAGUUUCGCAGGUUUAACCUAUGAACCCCUUUUGGCGUUAUUAAAAAGUCGAGUCUUUACCAUCUCAGAUGAUAUACAUUUUCAGAUUUUGCCUGAUUUUCAUUAUUUUCUUCUUUUUCCUUCUUUAGAUUGCCAAGAUCAGGUGGAAGAUCUUUGCACAGAAAACAAAGAUUGGUGUAACGCUGGUGGAGAAAUCGAAAAACUUAUGAAAGACAUCUGCCCUAGAACUUGUAAGGCGUGUAAUCGCAGACCGAGCAGUGAACAACACAAUUUUGUCAUAAUUGAUGGCUAGGCCGGCAGCAGUAAAAAUCCCCUCGGCUAUUCAGUGUCAAGGUAAUUAUAUCCUUAUUUCUUAACCCAUCUUAAAUGGUUUUUAUCAACUUAUACAAAACGGAUUAAUCCGAGGCUACUCCCAUCCCCCGACCGAAUUACAUAUAAUAAUUGCAUACAGUAUGCCGGAUCGUGAAGUGCUUGAAGACUGCCUGUAAAGUAGAACUUGCAGCAAGUGAAUAAAGCAGCAGGCACCACGGGACUUUUGAGCCCUGGUUCAAAAACACGACGAUAACUUGCUUGCCUUUGAAGCUCCUCCAAUCUACUUAAAAGGGGUUCCCUUGACGAAUCUAUGAUGCAUUUCUAGAUAGGCAAUCCUCAAUUAAUGUAAUCGUGUUUUAUUCUAUCUUUUUUUUUAGGUUUUUAGCUGCAUAAUGUUCUAGAAAACGAGGGUAUCAGACUGGAGGAAGUUAUCAAAAAGACAGGAAUCAACAUUUAACAAAAAGGACCUCGUUUUGUGGAUUAAGAAGUAACUGACAAUUACGUUAAGUUAGCAACAACUUGUUCUAAUCGAUAACACAAGAUGUGACCAGAAAAUGGAUUGCGAUUGCGCAUCUUUCAUCUGAUGCGUCGUGAAAAAAAAACCUUAACAGUUCAUAAGUCCACUAUUUGUAUAUUUUGUUCUUGGACAAAAGACCAAUAAUUUAAACUUAGCUCUAUCAGGCUUAGGGGAAUAAGGCAAAAGAAAACAAUUAAUUUUUAUUCAUCCCUGAAACUCAUUGCUCAAUUUCUUUGAAUUAAACCCCAAGCCUCGAAGCCAAGUAUAACUUUUACUAUAUUGAAAUUGGUCUAUUACCGAUAAUACAGUGUAAAUAAAUAAAU